GGGCCAAUGAAGCAUAUAUCCGGAAUUUGGCUGGGCCGGGUGACCAACCGGUUUUGUUAUAUUUAUUUAGAUACUCGCUGAUCGCGUUUUCAGAGUUCAUUUUCUAUCCCUUCCCUUGUUUUUCACAGUCCUCUCGUCUUGCUUUUGCUUGCUGGUGAAUCUCCAGACAUGCUGUCACAGACGCCUUUUGUCAUGAGGCCGGUCAGGCCAAGGCCGCCUUUUGCUGAAACACUGAGCCUGGUCACGGAAACGCCACCUUAUGAAAGGUUCAUGAGCCCGACCAUGGGAACGAUACAGAUUGCUGUCUUGGCUGCAUUUCAUAAAUCUCAUAAGCCUUUAGCGGCUGAGCCUUUAGCUUUAAAAGAGUUGGAGGCUGCUAUUUUGGCUGCCAUUCAAAAAGGUCGAGACGAGGCUUUAGCUUUACAGAAGAAGGAAAAGUUGGAAGCUGAUAUGGCUGAGGCUUCCAUUCAGAAGGGUCGAGACGAGGCUUUAGCUUUACAGAAGAAGGAAGAGUCGGAAGCUGAUAGGGCUUUGCCUACUGAUAUGGUCCGAGGAGCUGAUGAAAGAAGAAAGAAAAAGAAUGGGAUGAGGAAAAGAAAGAGAAAGAAGUGGAUGAUGUAUCAUGAAAGAAGAGGGAAAAAGAAUGUGAUGAACGGGGUAAAGAGAAAGGAGCGCAGCCCAGGAGCUGAUGAAAGAAGAGGGAAAAAGAAUGCAAUGAACGGGAGAAAGAGAAAGAAGCGCAGCCCAGAAGCUGAUGAAAGAAGAGGGAGAAAGAAUGUGAUGGCCGAGAGAAAGAGAAAGAAGCUCAGUGACUGAUGUUGGAGCAGGGCAAAUUGUGCAGAUAUAAUGGAUUAUUUCUUGAAAAGAUGCUUUUACCAUUCUGGUUUGUACAACUCUGAGGAAGACUUUCUAGAUUUGGAUUCCAAGUUAAAAGAGAAAGAGGGUGGAAGACUUUCAAACAGGUUGUUUUAUUUGUCAAUACCUCCAAACAUAUUUGUGGAUGUGGUGAGAUGUGCUAGCCUCAAAGCUUCUUCAAAAAAUGGCUGGACAAGGGUAAUUGUCGAAAAGCCGUUUGGUCGUGAUUCUGAAUCCUCUAGUGAGCUAACAAGAAGGUUGAAGCAAUACCUCACUGAAGACCAAAUAUUCAGAUUUGACCAUUACUUGGGUAAGGAGCUUGUGGAGAAUCUCUCCGUGCUUCGUUUUUCAAAUCUUGUUUUUGAGCCUCUAUGGUCCCGGAAUUACAUUCGUAAUGUGCAGCUAAUAUUUUCUGAAGAUUUUGGAACAGAAGCAAGAGGAGGUUAUUUUGAUAACUACGGAAUCAUUCGUGAUAUAAUGCAAAAUCACCUUGUACAAAUACUAGCAUUGUUUGCAAUAGAGCCACCUGUCAGCUUGGAUGCCGAGGACAUCAGAAAUGAGAAGGUGAAGGUUCUGAGAUCAAUGAGACCAAUACAGCUUGAAGAUGUUGUAGUUGGUCAAUAUAAGGGCCACAGUAAGGGUGGUAGAUCAUAUCCUGCUUAUAUAGACGACUCAACUGUUCCAAUGGGUAGUCUUACUCCAACAUUUGCUGCAGCAGCUCUGUUUAUUGGCAAUGCCAGAUGGGACGGAGUUCCUUUUCUCAUGAAAGCUGGCAAGGCCCUUCAUACUAAACGUGCAGAAAUCAGAGUACAACAUGUCCCAGGUAACUUGUACAAACGGAACUUUGGAACUGAUUUGGACAAAGCUACAAAUGAGGUUGUGCUUCGUGUACAACCUGAUGAAGCUAUAUAUUUGAAGAUCAAUAACAAAGUUCCUGGUCUGGGAAUGAGAUUAGACAGAAGUGACCUCAAUUUGCUUUACAGAUCAAGGUAUGCAAGAGAAAUACCAGAUGCAUAUGAGAGGUUACUCUUAGAUGCUAUUGAAGGCGAACGAAGACUGUUUAUCAGAAGUGAUGAACUUGAUGCAGCUUGGGCACUAUUCACUCCAUUGCUAAAAGAAAUUGAAAACAAGAAGAUUGCUCCAGAGCUUUAUCCUUAUGGUAGCAGAGGACCGGUUGGAGCAUACUACCUUGCUGCAAAGCACAAUGUAAGAUGGGGAGAUCUUGGUGGCGCUGACUGAUAAAUAAUUGAGCCGGCUUAUGAUUAUAAGCAUAUACAUUAUCAAUUUCGUAUUUAGUCUUAUAGGAUAGUUUUGUGUUUCUCUCUAUUCAUUGUAAGAAGAAAAUUUCGUGUAGAAUAAUAGCAUACAUUAUUAUGUUCUAUGUCUUGCACUUGUUGUGCUUUGAGUUUGAGGGCAUCUAGUUGAUUUAGAAUUUUGACAAAAUCAUCUAUACCUAUAUUUAAAGAGGAUGCCAACUUUUUGUAUAUCAAUUUUUCUUCUAA
This is a messenger RNA of Medicago truncatula (barrel medic), 2357 nucleotides long. Its product is annotated as glucose-6-phosphate 1-dehydrogenase, chloroplastic-like. Lineage: Eukaryota; Viridiplantae; Streptophyta; Magnoliopsida; Fabales; Fabaceae. Gene Ontology annotation, cellular component: chloroplast stroma. Gene Ontology annotation, molecular function: NADP binding; glucose-6-phosphate dehydrogenase activity. The record is from RefSeq and is a predicted model, not a curated record. Gene Ontology annotation, biological process: pentose-phosphate shunt, oxidative branch; glucose metabolic process.